Messenger RNA from Rhopalosiphum maidis (corn leaf aphid), 5987 nucleotides. RefSeq names its product trehalase. The coding region runs from base 1072 to 3051 and encodes 659 amino acids. NCBI's taxonomy places the organism in Eukaryota, Metazoa, Arthropoda, Insecta, Hemiptera, Aphididae. The record is from RefSeq and is a predicted model, not a curated record. Gene Ontology annotation, molecular function: alpha,alpha-trehalase activity. The transcript has 7 exons. Gene Ontology annotation, biological process: trehalose catabolic process.
UUCUGUGGAGUGUCUGCGCCAACCGAAAAAAAGCACAGGUCCACACACGCAGACGAGAAACACGAAUUAGAAAAAAAAUUCAAUACAAUCUUACACACACACACACGACCGAAAUUAUUUUUUGCGACUGUGUCGUCGAGUGGUUGACAACGACGAUUAGCCACUACGCUACAGCACAUUACUUCGGCGACGACGACGACGACGACACCGCCGAGAUCGUGUCCCCGUGCGCGCGGGUGUCUGAAAAUUGAAUAAUAAUAAUAAUAUAAAUUAUUACUAUUAUUUAUUAAUUUUUAUUCUCCGCUGUGUGUGAUUUCUGUGCGUGUUUCCGAAGUGUGGUGUCGUGUGCGAGCGUUGUUUCUCAACCCGUUUCGGUGGCCGCGGACGACCGCAGCAGACGGACGCACGAAUAUCGAACAUUUUCAAUAAUAUUGCUGUUUCAUUGUAUUUAAUUUUAUAAUUUUUUUUUUGUUAUUUGAAAUACAUACGUAAGCGCGUUUAUGUGUAUAUUUAUAAAUAAGCACAUAUAUUUUUACACUACGUAUGAGUUCAUCGUAUACAUAGAUUAAAUUCGUCGUGUACCUAUAUAUAUCAAGUCACGAACAGACGAAAAUAUAUCAUACCACAGAGAAGAUAUCCCAACUAUAUAUAAUCGGCCCGAGUACAGCCACUGAGCCACCGGCGCGUUAGCAAACUGAAGACACUAGUCAACACUACUGGAACGCUAGGUGGCAAAUCAGCAGCUGCGUCAAAGAUUGUUACAAGGAAGUAAGCUCUCGACAAAACACACAUUUUCAUCCCCGUUGGUUUCAAGAAUCUAACUAAACUUAUCGAGGCCAAAAAUUUAUAUUUUAAUUUAUUAUAAAACAAAAAUAAUGAUAAGUAAUAAUAAUAAUUUAUAAAAAUUACAAGUCGUCAUUUUGCUGAGAAAAUAAGCUUAAUCUGUGAUAGUGUUAUUUUUUAUUUAAAUACCGUUUUUAAGUAUCAUUAUUAUUGAGAUCACAUAUAGUUUUCGUUUUUAUUUUAAUUUUUAUUUCGCUUCGUAAAGUUAUCGAGAAAACAAUUAAUAAAAUGCCUCAAAGUGCGGGCGUACUUACAAAUUCUGUUAUGAUAACUUUAAUACUACUGAUCAGUUCCUUGUGUGGAUGUUGGAGUACUGAUGCGGAUCAACAUGUUGCUUCGUCUCCCACAUGUGACAGUAAUAUUUACUGCUAUGGGCCAUUGCUGCAUGCGAUUCAAAUGUCUAGCAUAUUCCCGGACUCAAAAACAUUUGUUGACAUGAAAAUGAAAUAUUCGCCUAAUGAGACCAUGAACAUAUUCUUGGAUAUGAUGAAAAGAACGGGACAAAGGCCAUCAAAAUUAGAACUGGAAAUUUUCCUCAACGAUACUUUUGAGAAGGAAGGUAGUGAAUUCGAAAUUUGGGAUCCUUCCGAUUGGAAGCCAGAGCCCAAGUUUAUUGGUGAUAUUAAGGACCCAAAUUUCCAAGAAUGGGCUAGAGGUUUACAUUUAUUAUGGAAACUUCUCGGUAAAAAAAUUAAAGAUGAUGUACGUUUACAUCCCGACCAUUAUUCAAUUAUCUAUGUCCCGUAUCCGGUAAUUGUACCCGGUGGCCGGUUUCGUGAAUUCUACUAUUGGGAUUCUUACUGGAUUAUUAGAGGUCUGUUACUAUCUGAGAUGUAUACUACAGUCAAAGGAAUGCUUAGCAACUUUUUAUCAAUUAUUAACACUUACGGUCAUAUUCCAAACGGAGGCAGAGUUUAUUAUGCCAUGCGGUCUCAACCCCCCAUGCUAGUACCAAUGAUGAAAAGUUACAUCGAGGCUACAAAUGAUACAAUUUUCCUUAAAGAAAAUGUAGAUAUACUGGAAAAAGAAUUCAGUUAUUGGAUGUUAAAUCAUACAGUGGACAUAGAAAAAGACGGAAAAGUAUACACAUUGGCUAGAUAUAAGGAUUCGUCGACAGGACCCAGGCCCGAAUCAUACAGGGAAGAUAUCAUGAGCGCACAAACAUUCAAGACCGAUAACGAUAAAGAAAACUACUAUUCUGAGCUAAAGGCCGCUGCGGAAUCUGGGUGGGAUUUUUCCAGUAGAUGGUUUAUUCUAAAUGGAACAAAUAAAGGAAACUUGACCAACCUGAAAACACGGUACAUCAUUCCGGUUGACUUGAACGCUAUAGUAUAUUGGAAUGCUAAGAUAUUGAGUGACUUUUACCGAGAGUUGAAUGUAUCCGACAAGGCACUAAAGUACGAAAACAUUGCCAACAAAUGGAUAGAAGCAGUAACGGCGGUGCUGUGGCACGAAGAGGUGGGAGCAUGGCUGGAUUAUGACAUGCUGAAUGAAAUCAAGCGUGAUUACUUUUACCCAACCAACAUAUCGCCGCUAUGGACAGGAUGUUACGACCCAAAGAAGACCGAUGACUUUGUGUCUCGGACACUUAAGUACUUGGAAAAAACACAAAUAAUGAACAACCUUGGGGGCAUACCAACCACCUUGGAGCACUCUGGUGAACAGUGGGACUAUCCAAACGCAUGGCCCCCUCUUCAGUACAUAAUGGUCAUGUCACUGGAUAACUCAGGUGACAACUGGGCCCAGGACUUAGCGUUUGAGAUAGCUGAGCGAUGGAUGAGGUCCAACUAUAAAGCAUACAACGAGACCAACGCCAUGUAUGAAAAGUAUGAUGCGACUGUACCUGGAGGCCACGGUAGUGGAGGUGAGUACGAGGUGCAGCUAGGUUUCGGCUGGACCAACGGUAUAAUCCUGGAGUUCCUGCAGAAGUAUGGAUCCAGGGUCACGGCCGAGGACAAGUUCAUCGAGGCACCGCAGACCAGCGCCAACAUAGAUGCCAGCAGAAGCAGCACUGACUACAACACCAAGACCGUGUCUUCGGCAACGCAAGUCAUGACUGCCACGCUCGCGAUACUGGCCACAAUAUCGGCCGGAUGCAUAGGGUUCGCCGUGUACAAAAAGCGGUACCAGCUUUACGCGUCCGACCGAGCCCUGUGCAAAAAAAUGUGCGGCGGCUACACAGAGCUCAAAGACCUGACGAGCGACUAGAGACGCCGACAAUUUUGCACACCGUAGUACGUCGUCCGUUGUUCGUCGAUUCACUGCAUCCGCUCUUGGACGUAGUCGUCCGGUGCUCGCGCGUCACCAUAAUUAUAAUAUUAUAUUAUAAUAUUAUCGUCCCCGUCCUCCGUCAACCCCAUGCGAGGCGUAUCCACUUUGCCCCUAUCCUCCCCCUAAAAAACACUCACUCUGAAUACAAAAUGAUCCGAAAAUCUCACACCACUUGUACUGCAGAGUGCGAUGAUAUUAUAUUAUAUAAUAUAAUAUAACCACAUAUUGUUAAUAGUACACCGUAAUAUUUGGCGUCCGGCCAACGUAUUUUUGAUGUUGUUAUAUUAUUAUUAUUAUUAUUAUUAUUAAUAUUAUCAUUAUUAAUUUAUUAUUAUUUAUUUAUUAUUAUUAGUAGUAGUAGGACUAUUAAUAACGAUAAUGUUGUCUUGGAACAUAAAAAUAUAUUAAGAUUGACGAAACCGACACGAGCAAUAUAGAUAUAAGACGACGUUCGUGUAUAAUAUACAUGAUUUUAUGUAUAUUCUCGUGGUCUUAAAGUAUUAUAACUUAUAAGUAUUAUAUAAGUAUUAUACAUGCUUAUCGUCGAUUUUUUUGAUUUUUACGUUUUCGGAACGCCACGCGCACUUAGCCCGAUAUCGAACAUUAAUAGACACGAAAGUGAUUUCCACGGUCUGCAUUCGGUUAUACACUUAUACUUACAGGUACAGAAAAUAAUCAUUAGUAAUGUAUAUGACUGUACAUAAUAUUCGUAUAAUAUGCAUCAGAUAUUCAGAUAGAUAAUUUUUAACCCACGAGGUUAAGUACACGUUUCUCUUUGAUUGCUCAUGUUUCAAACGUGCAAUUUAUGAUUUAUUUCAGUACAAUUAUAUUUUCCAGAUUUGCAAUGUGAGUACCUCACGAAUCGGUGGUACCUAUACCUAUAAUUUCCCUGUGUAUAUUACUAUUAAUUUAUUUGUGACGACGUGAGUAAAAUUCUGGGUUUUUUCCAACCGCUCGUCGUUGACUCAGGCUGAAAACAACGACGGAGAACAUUCAAUUGGACCGCUUGCUCCGUACUAAUAAAAAAUAUAUAUUUCGGUUUUAUUUAUUAAUGAUUUUCCACGCAAUCGUGUGUUUUCCUAUGUUUUUAAAAACUAUCGAGUUAAAUGUCGUUUGUAGAUUUUUUUAUAGAAUAUCGAUUUACAUUGGUAGUAAACGACCAAUCAACAAUAAUAUUUUAUUGUUAUAAGUUUAUAAUACCUAUUACAAAAUGUAAUCAUAUUCGAACGAUUUUACGCGCUUUGACAAUUUAAUGCUGUAAAUAGGUAGGUAGAUUCGUAUUAUAUAUUAUCUAUUUAAACAUCUAAUCGUUGACGUAUAUUUAAUGUGUAUAUAAUUUAAUAUAAUAUAUUGUGAGAAUAAAAAAACAGCCCCCGAUAACGUCAAUGCUUGUUAGCUUAAAACGUUUUAUUUUUUACCCCUCGAGUUUUAAAUAUUUUUAACACUUCGCGAAAGCUCAGGUAUACCACGAGUAUACAGAUGUAUCUAUAUUUAUAUAUAGGUAAACAAUAUUCUAUAGUCUAUAUCUAUAUGUUCUCAAUACAUACUUAUAAUUUUUAGGUUUUAAUGGGACAUAUAUAUAUAUUUUAUUUGAACACAUUAUUUUUCUAAUACAAUUACCGAAAUGCUUCCUUUAAAACGUUAGGCAACUGUGAAAAUAUUAAUUAUAUUAUCGAGUGACAAUGACGAUGAUGCUGAGUCGUAAAAUUAUGAAUUUUAUUUCUAUUGACUACUCUCACCGCAGACAGGUUUUCAAUAUUGAUACCUAUGUUAUUAAAAUGUGUACGAUUACCAUCUAUCAAAUAGUUAAAUUACAUACUAUAGGUAUAUAGUAUAUAGUGAAGUGCAUAAUAAUAAUCGUUUCGGAUUUAGCUGCGCAGCGAUCAAUCAAAAAUCGCGUUAAGGCAAUAACCAACGAAAGCAAAAAUUAUCUAGGUUAUUAAUUCAUUCUAUAUUAGGUAUUCUUAAUAUGAUGAUAAUAAUAAUAGUAAUAAUAAUAUGAUUCAUUUCUAUUCGUGUAAUAUAAUAUGCUUCUUUUAUCUCGAGUAUAGGUACAUAUUUUAUAAUCAUUCCUAAUAGUAAAUAGAGUAAUAAUAUUAAUGAAAAAAUUAAUGACCAAAAUUUAAGUAUGCGUAAGCGUUAAUACAUGUAUACAAAUAUAUUCCUAAGUGGCUACGUUAUCAUAAACAAUUGAAAUAACGUGUAUUGACCAAUGACCAUCCGUCGUGUUCCGAUUUGGUUAUUUGGCUAAAUAUUAAAGAAAAAAAGUAAUCUAACUGACCCUAUGCCGGACUAAAUCAUCCGUAGGCAAACAGAAACUUAAGCCGAAUUUUUCAAGACAUUCUUAUCCGUAAAAUACAAAUACAUAAACAAUAAAAUGCUACUCAAAAUAACUUAAUCCAUCUCUAUUUCAAAUAAAUAUGUUCGUUAUUAUAAUUUUGUAAUUUUCAAAAAUCUUUGAAGAGCAUUGCAGAGUAUAAAUACAUAUUAGUGUUAAAUUAUAAAUUUUAAAGCACAGGUUUGCUGUCAACGAAAUAUAAAUAAAAAAAUCUCGAGCAUCGUUUUCACGGCACUUCUGAUGUUUUUUAAUUUUUUUUACAUCAAAAAAGUUAUGAUGCCUAAAUUUUAAUAUUUAUAUACUAUAUAUCCCAUAAAUUCAUAGAGAAUUUAUGUAAAUAAACAUUAAAAUUCGAAAAAAAAACUUAGUAAGUUGUACCGCAUAAUAGACGGCCAUUUGAAAUUGCGAUUGGUGUACGAGGUGCCAUAUGCUACGCAUACAAAUAUAUACAGAAUGAUUCUUUAUCAAACUACACUCAUUAUUUCAAAAAGUAUUAAUGUUUUUGAAAAUAUUUUUUUACAUAGUUUCAAGUUGU